Molecule: messenger RNA, 615 nt
Organism: Elgaria multicarinata webbii
Lineage: Eukaryota; Metazoa; Chordata; Lepidosauria; Squamata; Anguidae
Gene: RASL10A
Product: RAS like family 10 member A
Exons: 3
Coding region: 1-612 (203 amino acids)
Molecular function (GO): GTPase activity; GTP binding
Source: RefSeq, a predicted model, not a curated record
AUGGUGGAGACCCUGACCGUGGCUGUCCUGGGAGCCCCGAAGGUGGGCAAAACAGCCAUCAUCCGCCAGUUCUUGCACCAGGACUUCACGGACACGUACAGCCCCACGGAGGGCCGCUUCGCCUACCGGCCGUCGGUGGUCUUCAAUGGGAACAUGUACGACGUGAAGAUCUUGGAUGUCCCCUACCUCGCGGCUUUCCCCGCCGACAGCUCUCAGGAGUGGUUGGACCUAAAGUACCGGGGGCUGAGGAACACGGACGCCUACGUAUUGGUCUACGACAUCUGCACUCCCGAAAGCUUUGAGUACAUCAAAAUGAUCCGUCAGCAGAUACAGGAGAACAGGACAAGCAGCACUGGCGAAGCCCCGAUCAUCGUGGUGGGGAACAAGCGGGACCUGCAGAGGCAGCGCUUCACGCCCCGACGGACGCUCUCAAUGCUGGUGAAGAAGAGCUGGAAGUGUGGCUACCUGGAGUGUUCGGCCAAAUACAACUGGCACAUCGUCCUCCUCUUCAAGGAGCUCAUUUGCAGCGCGUUGGCCCACGGCUGCAAGAACAACCACUCUGCCAUGCGCCUCCAGGGGGCGCUGCACAGGAACCGAUGCAGCCUGAUGUGACCA